Xenopus tropicalis (tropical clawed frog) is the source of this 4925-nucleotide messenger RNA. It is a transcript of the gene med1, whose product is annotated as mediator complex subunit 1. NCBI's taxonomy places the organism in Eukaryota, Metazoa, Chordata, Amphibia, Anura, Pipidae. The record is from RefSeq and is marked provisional.
CAUGAUGCCUUUGUCUCCCAAUGUUUGAGGCGGACCUCCUUCGCACAUAAGGGGAGGAUCCCUCAUCCAGACAAAAUGAGUUCUUUGUUGGAACGACUGCAUUCUAAAUACAGUCAGAAUCGGCCAUGGCCCGAAACCAUCAAACUAGUGCGGCAAAUAAUGGAGAAACGGACUGGAAUGAUGUCUGGCAGCCACCAGCACCUUGUCAGUUGUUUGGAGACUCUGCAGAAAGCUUUGAAAGUGUCUUCCCUGUCUGCCAUGACUGAUCGUCUGGAGUCAAUAGCAAGACAGAAUGGCCUUACAUCCCACCUUAGUCCAAAUGGCACAGAGUGUUAUAUCACCACAGAUAUGUUCUACCUUGAAGUUCUUUUGGAUACAGAAGGACAACUGUGUGAUGUCAAGGUGGCGCACCACAGAGAGAACCCAGUGAGCUGUCCAGAGCUGGUUGAGCAACUAAGGGAGAAGAACUUUGAGGAUUUCUCACAGCAUCUGAAAGGCCUGGUGAACCUGUACAAGGUGCCAGGGGAUAACAAAUUGGAGACAAAAAUGUAUCUUGCUCUACAGUCUUUAGAACUUGACCUCACAAAGAUGGCUGCCAUGUACUGGCAGGCCACCAAUGCAUCUGUGCUAGAAAAAAUACUUCAUGGUACGGUUGGGUACCUGACCCCAAGGAGUGGAGGCCAGGUCAUGAGCCUGAAGUAUUACGUCUCUCCAUAUGAUUUGUUUGAUGACACCACGGGGGCGAGCAUAUCUCUGAGCGAAGGACAUGCAGUUCCUCGCUCGCUGGGAAUGAAUGUGUCUGUAACCAUAGAGGCCACCUCCGCCAUGUACAAGCUGCCUAUCGCCCCGCUCAUUAUGGGCUCCCAUCCUAUUGAUAACAAAGGGACCCCGUCGUUUACUUCCAUAACAAACGCCAACAGUGUGGACCUCCCUGCUUGCUUCUUUCUCAAGUUUCCGCAACCAAUUCCAGUUUCCAGAGCAUUUAUCCAAAAAAUUCAGCAUUGUACUGGUAUCUCACUGAUUGAUGGUUCCCAUACUUUCCUGCCUCAUUAUGAGCUGGUCACCCAGUUUGAGUUGGCCAAAGAAAAGGAACCUGGAACAUUAAACCACAACAUGCGAUUUUAUGCGUCUCUGCCUGGGCAGCAGCAUUGCUAUUUUGUCAAUAAAGAUGCCCCUCUCCCUGAUGGGAGAUCUCUGCAGGGAACACUACUGAGUAAGAUUCCAUUCCAACACCCUGGUCGGGUUCCCAUCAUCCUUAGCCUGAUCCGGCACCAGGUAGCUUGCAACACAUUGAUUGGGAGUUGUGUUAAGCGCACCAUGCUGAAGGAGGACUGCCCUGGGCUUUUGCAGUUUGAAGUGGCUCCCCUCUCAGACUCCUGCUUCAGCAUCUCCUUCCAGCAUCCAGUCAAUGACUCUUUAGUUUGUGUUGUGAUGGAUGUGCAGGAUUCCACUCAUGUGUCUUGCAAACUUUACAAGGGUCUCUCUGAUGCGCUCAUCUGUACAGACGACUUUAUUACCAAAGUGGUACAGAGGUGCAUGUCGAUCCCUGUGACAAUGAGAGCCAUUCGUAGGAAGGCAGAGACUAUACAGGCUGAUACGCCAGCCCUUUCUCUCAUUGCUGAGACUGUGGAGGACAUGGUAAAGAAGAAUCUGCCUCCAGCCAGUAGUCCUGGUUACGGAAUGGCUUCUGGCUCUACUGCACUUAGUGGUAUAACUACCCCAACCAGCUCAUAUACAUCGGGGCAAAUUUCUUCCCUAUUCAACAUGGGGAUAAAGGAGCGACAUGACUCAGCGGGUCACGGAGAUGACUUUAGCAAAGUUACUCAAAAUCCCAUACUCACCAGUCUUUUGCAAAUCACAAGCAACAGCGGUGGCACGCUGGGUUCAAGUCCCACACCUCCCCAGCACACACCACCUCCAGCCUCUUCUCCAGCAAGUAAUACCAAGAACCACCCCAUGUUGAUGAAUUUGCUGAAAGACAACCCAGCACAAGACUUUUCCACCUUGUAUGGCGGUAGUCCACUGGAGAGACAAAAUUCCUCAGGAUCGCCUCGUACAGAGCUUGGUUCUUCUGCGUCUGGGAAACCCAAGAAAAAGAGGCCCAGGACAGGCACAGAAAAGAUGAAGAACCAGACGGAGGAUGACUUUCAGAGGGAGCUCUUCUCCAUGGACGUGGACUCUCAGAACACAAUAUUUGAUGUUGGCAUGGCAGGUGAUGCUCUAGACACCCCUCACAUCACACCAGCACCAAGCCAGUGUGGCACACCACCUAAUGUGUACCAGCAGGCUAUACCCCACACUCAGGCUAACAUGCAGAGGAUGGUGAGGAUCCCUAGCACAGAUGCCAUUAUCCCUGAUGUCACAGAUAUCCUCUCAGACAUUGCAGAGGAGGCCUCCAAGCUGCCUGGACCUGGUGAAGAUUGUCCAAACCUUGGAACUCCUGUGAGGGAUUCCUCCAGCUCAGGACAUUCUCAGAGCACCCUUUUUGACACUGAUGUGUUCCAAGUGGAUGGAGGUGGUGGCAGCGGAGGAGAAAAUCCAUACCCAGAUCCAGUCGAUCUCAUUGUAGACUCACAUGGGAGUCCAAACAGUGACUCCCCGAACACCUUUUUUAACAGCGUAGACUUUAACCCCGACUUGCUAAAUAGUCAGAGCCAGAGUGGUUUUACAGAUGACUUAAAUGACGACAGCAGCCAGAGUGGGGAUAAUGAUUUUAAAGACUUUGCUGGGCCAGGGCUGGCCUCUUUGGGUAUUGUCUCAGGGCUUCCAGUUGAUGGGGGAGAUGGCAAAUACAAAAUGGCUUUAGGAGCGGAUACAGUGGACUUCAGCAUUAUUGCUGGCGGAGGUAGUAAGAAUCUAGGUGGCCCAGAUAUUCAGGAAACACAGAGCAGGAGCCAGAGCCCACUGCUUGGUAGUGACCUGGGAAAAGAUAGGCCACAAAAGCAAAAGGUAAAGGAAAGUGGCAAUGGUGGAGGAGCAGGGGGAGGAUUAAGUGGGAUGCAAAGUGCUGGGAUGGAAGGGAAGUCUAUGAAACGCAGUCGCACCCCUUCAAGUGAUGGGAAGAGCAAGGAUAAGCCACCAAAGCGCAAAAAGACAGAAUCGGAUGGUAAGUCACCAUCACAUAUAACUAACCGGCCUUUCACCCCACCUACCAGUACAGGAGGCUCUAAGUCUCCAGGAACCUCUGGAAGAUCACAGACUCCUCCUGGUAUGGCCACUCCUCCAAUACCCAAAAUAACCAUCCAGAUUCCGAAGGGUACAAUGAGUGUUGGGAAGCCAUCUUCUCAUAGUCAGUAUAGCAGCAGUGGGUCAAGUAGUUCAUCAAGUAGUAAAAGCCACCAUGGCCAUUCUUCAUUGUCAUCCUCAGCCUCUGGGAAGAUUAAAAGCAACAAGUCUGAUGGGUCUUCUGGAAUGAAAAUUGGGAGCAGUGGAGGAGGAAUGUACUCUGGCCAAAGCGGGCAAUCAAACAGCCAAUCAAAAAAUAGUUCUCAGUCUAUGGGGAAGGCAGGUUCUUCACCCAUUACUAAGCAUGGUCUUAGUAGCAAUGUCAACAACUCUAGUGGAAGUAAAACUAAACCGCAAGGGAAGCCUUCAGUAUUAAUGAACCCUUCCUUAAGUAAGCCGAACAUCUCCCCCUCACAUUCCAGGCCAUCGGGAGGCUCUGAUAAGUUGUCAUCUCCUAUGAAACCCAUGCCAGGGACUCCCCCAUCCUCUAAAGCUAAGUCCCCAAUUGGUUCUGGAGGUCAACACUUGUCUGGGAGCGGGUCAAACUCCACAACAAAGUCCUCCUCGGGGCUUGUGUCCUCAGGAUCUUUAACACAAAAGCCAAAUUCUUCUUCCUCCUCAUCGUCAUCUUCAUCCUCCUCCUCAUCAUCCUCAUCGUCGUCAUCUUCUUCUUUUUCCAGCGGAGUUUCCCAAAACCUUCAUAGCAGUUCAAAGGGAAAGUCCCCUAGCAGGAACAAAAAACCUUCUUUGACAGCUGUCAUAGACAAGCUGAAACAUGGUGUAGGCACAGGGGGACCUGGUUCUGAAGACCCUAUGGAUGGUGGGGUAGGAGGUGGUAGCACUGGGGCCCCCAGCCAUGGCAUGUCUUCUAAACAUGGAUUGGGUGUAGGUGAGUUUCCAACAAAAAGAGAAAAGGGCGAGAAGGACAAGUCCAAAGGGUCUUCUGGAGGUCCAUCUGACCCUUCCAAAAAAGGAGGAGGGGAUUCUAAGGGCUCUGUGAGCACGGGUGUGGCUAAAAUUAUUAUCAGCAAGCAUGAUGGGGGCUCUCCCAGUAUAAAAGCAAAAGUGACAUUGCAGAAACCAGAAGGCGGUGGGGAAGGCCUUCGAUCCCAGAUGCAAAAAAACUACGGCUCACCGUUAAUUAGCGGUUCUACACCAAAACAUGAACGAUGUUCACCAAGUCAUAACAAGUCCCCAGCGUACACCCCUCAGGCGCUGGACAGCGAGAGCGAGUCUGGCUCCUCGUCCAUUGCAGAGAAGUCGUACCAAAACAGCCCGAGCUCAGACGACGGAGGGGGCAGCGGAAGUAGGGCUCAGACCGAGUAUAGUGCAGAGAAGCACAAAAAGCACAAAAAGGAGAAGAAGAGGCUCAAAGACAAGGACAGGGACAGAGAGAAAAAGAAAUCCUACACCAUGAAGCCAGAGAGUUGGUCCAAGUCCCCUAUUUCUGCUGACCCUACGAUGGCCAUGGGCGGGGGCGCCAUGAUGAGCUCGGACAGAGCUUCCAGGCCAACUCCCAGCUUCCUCAUGGGGGACGAUGACGACUUAAUCGAUGUGCCUCUUACCUUAUAGGCUGAUAGGAAUCCAUCCGCACUGAACGCUGUGAGCUCGGCUUUGUUUGCCCCCCGACAGUCUCUCCCCUAUAUUUUUUACUACGUUGGUCGUAUUCUAAACAUAUUUAAGGUUUUAUUUAAAAAUAA